CCGCCUUCUACGCACAGCCGCCGCGGAGGGGAGAAGGGGCGGGGCCGCGUAGCAUCCGCGCCAUCAGUCCUCAGGUGGCGGCCCGGUCCGUGUUGUAUAUGGUUUUCCCAGCCAAGCGGUUGUGCUUGGUGCCAUCCAUGGAGGGCGUGCGCUGGGCCUUCUCCUGUGGCACUUGGCUACCGAGCCGAGCCGAAUGGCUGCUGGCGGUGCGAUCUAUCCAGCCCGAGGAGAAGGAGCGCAUUGGCCAGUUCGUCUUCGCCCGGGACGCCAAGGCAGCCAUGGCUGGUCGUCUGAUGAUAAGGAAAUUAAUUGCAGAGAAAUUGCAUAUUCCUUGGAAUCAUAUUCGUUUGCAAAGAACAGCAAAGGGAAAACCAAUUCUUGCAAAGGACUCAUUAAAUCCUUACCCCAAUUUCAACUUUAACAUCUCUCAUCAAGGGGACUAUGCUGUGCUUGCUGCUGAACCUGAGCUUCAAGUUGGGAUUGAUAUAAUGAAGACUAGUUUCCCAGGACGUGGUUCAAUUCCAGAAUUCUUUCAUAUUAUGAAAAGAAAGUUUACCAACAAAGAAUGGGAAACAAUCAGAAGUUUUAAUGAUGAAUGGACUCAACUGGAUAUGUUUUACAGGAACUGGGCACUGAAAGAGAGCUUCAUAAAAGCCAUUGGUGUUGGACUUGGAUUUGAAUUACAGCGCCUUGAAUUUGAUAUAGCUCCAUUAAACCUGGAUAUAGGCCAAGUUUAUAAAGAAACACGUUUAUUCCUGGAUGGGGAGGAAGAAAAAGAAUGGUCCUUUGAGGAAAGCAAAAUAGAUGAUCACCACUUUGUUGCCGUAGCUCUUAGGAAACCUGAUGGAUCUAGAUAUCAGGAGGUCCCUGCUCAGGAUGAUUCUAAGCCAUCCCAGAGGCAGUUCACUAUUCUUACCUUUAAUGAUUUAAUAUCAUCUGCUGUUCCCAUGACACCUGAAGACCCUUCAUUUUGGGACUGUUUUUGCUUCACAGAAGAAAUUCUAAUACGAAAUGGCUCUAAGUCAUGAUACGAUUCCCUACGUAGAAAAGGAAAGUGAAAAUUGUUUGUAAUCUCCCAAAUUCACUAAAAAAAAUAAAUACUUGAUACUAUCAGACUUCACAACCAAGUUUUUAAAAAUACCCCAAAACUCUUAGUACUACAAAAGAGAACUCCAGUUCAGCACAGCCCAGUAGAAUUUAUGUUUACCUAUUCCAGUCCAAAUUGCAUUGUGUUGAGGGAUAUGAAAAGGGUGAUGAUACAUGUGCAUUGUAAAAAAAAAUAAAAAUGCAAAUAUGAUCAAGGAAGCAUUUCAAUCCUCUAUUUCAGAUACCUACUCUUAAAACUUUGGUAUCUUCCCGGACUGUUUUCUUGAUCAAAAGAAUGCAUAUUAACAGGGUCUUUUUUUUUUUUUAAGGGAACAUAUUUCUUUGGGAUUUAAAAAAAAAACUACAUCCCCUGCUCAUAACAUCUCUAUUACAUAAAUGUGUUGGUUCUAAAGUACUCUUGUAUGACUAAUACAAGUUAGGAUGCUCUUAAGGAGAGAUUUUUAUUUUGCCUAACACCAAGUUCUGAGGUGAUAUUAAGGACAUCUUGGCCUCAAUUUAUUGAGUUUGCCUUAAGCUCAUCCUCUUCCUAUAUCCUAAUAACUGCUGCUAUAACUCAGUUUUUUACCUUCGUCAAAUUACAUCUACAAGACCACUUCUUCUAUAAUGUUGAUUUUACCAGGGAGGAAGACAUUCCUCCCAAACCCCCAGAUUUCCCCCAUCCACUCAUGUCUAGUUGCAACAUGUGACCAUUUUCAUCAUUAGUAGACUCUUAGAAAGGAAGAUGUUAAGGCAGGUGUAGGAGAAUGGUAUUGAGGUGAAGCUUCCUUCCUGCCGUAAGAAAAUUGUGCCAGAGUAUCCUUGUUUUCUUCCGGGUUGAACACUUUUAUUGUCUCCAUUUUAUUACUCUAAGCAGUGGUGCAGUGAAAACCUUUGUUCGUAUUGAAGUACAUGCUUAAUUAUGCUCUCAAGGAAGCUUUUAGUGGAAUGACUGGUUAAAAAGGCUUAACAUUUUUAGAGCAUUUGCUAAGUAUUAGCUUGUUCUUCACAAAGGCUGUCCAAGUUAUACUUCAAGUUGUUAAGUGAACAUGUGACUACUACUCUGUACUCCCUGGGCAACUAUAUAGAUUUUUUUUUUCUGUGCCUUUAUAAAUGAAAAGUUGGUCAUUUUUAAGAUUUAUAUUUCUUUCAUCACAAAUGAGUUUGGUAUGUCAGUGUUGUUAUCAGCUCUUUGUAUUCAUUUUUUUUUCUGAGUUUCUUGUUCAUCGCUUUAGUGGGUAGAACUUAAAGUGCAAACAUAAUAUAUUAAGAUGUCAAGACCAUCAUAUUGAUGACAGAAUCUCUUAUGUAGCUGUAGUGCAUGUCUUGGGAACUUAGCCUAAUUGUUAAAUACCAAGAACUAAAAUAAUGUCAUUGUUUCUGUUACUAACAUUAAAAAUUGUGUGUAAACUGUAUAAAAUUAGAUACUUAGGAAAAAAGUUACAGUAUGGUUUUUUGUUCUUAAUUUUAUCAAGUGUGGUCAGUUAUGCCACGCAUAAUAAAUAACAUUAUAGAUGA
Messenger RNA from Dipodomys ordii (Ord's kangaroo rat), 2601 nucleotides. RefSeq names its product aminoadipate-semialdehyde dehydrogenase-phosphopantetheinyl transferase (gene Aasdhppt). The coding region runs from base 99 to 1028 and encodes 309 amino acids. The record is from RefSeq and is a predicted model, not a curated record. Gene Ontology annotation, cellular component: cytosol. The transcript is spliced from 6 exons. Gene Ontology annotation, molecular function: holo-[acyl-carrier-protein] synthase activity; magnesium ion binding. NCBI's taxonomy places the organism in Eukaryota, Metazoa, Chordata, Mammalia, Rodentia, Heteromyidae.